AUGGAUUUCAAUUUGGAUCAGGGCAACGAGACGAUCAGUCAGAUUCAGCUUAACAUCCAGAAUCUCAAUCAGCAAGUCCAACAACUCGAUUCUUUGAUAUCGAGAUUGUCGGAUAGCAGCAAUGCUGGUGGAAAGCAACGACAAUUGUUCAAUGAGAAAGCUCAACAAGCACAGGAAUUGGCAAAAGACACGAAUCAUUUGAUGAAGAAACUCGUCGAGAUGAGCAAUUCUAAUAGAAGCUUGAAAGUGCACAGAGAACGCCUUCAGAAUGAUUUGAUCGGCGUCUUGAAUCGACUUCAGGCAUCGCAGCGAAAAGCAGCACAGACGGAAAAAGCUGGCAUGAGACAGGCUAGAGAAGCCGCCGAAAUGGAUGCGGAAGCGUCGCGAGCUGCUGAAAACGAGUUCUAUGCGCAUCAGAAUGCGAAUCCUCAAAUUCAGAGGCAACAGCAAAUCAAUUUGCAAGAAAUCAAGGAGAGACAACAGUCUCUUCAACAACUCGAGCAAGAUAUUGGCGAUGUGAACGCGAUAUUUGCGGAACUCGCUAAAAUUGUCCACGAGCAAGGCGAUUUGGUGGAUUCGAUUGAGGCGAAUGUCGAACACGCUCAGAUUUAUGUUGAGCAGGGAAAUCAAAAUGUGCAGCAAGCGGUUUACUACAACCAAAAGGCCCGCCAGAAGAAGCUCCUCCUGUUCUGUUUCCUCGCGAUUCUUGUCGUCAUCCUCGGUCUCACCAUCUACCUUUCGCGAUGA
Messenger RNA from Caenorhabditis bovis, 747 nucleotides. The record is from the annotation of a GenBank genome assembly. NCBI's taxonomy places the organism in Eukaryota, Metazoa, Nematoda, Chromadorea, Rhabditida, Rhabditidae.